AUGGCAUUCAACCUCAAAACAGUUUUAUCUAUUUUCAUUUCUGUGUGUUUAGUUUCUAGUCAUUUUGCAAAUCGUUGCCUCUGUUCAAUCCCUACAUUCUUUGUUAAUGGAGGUGGUUUUACACCUGCAUUAGGAACAUGGUAUGGAGAUCCCAAUGGUGCUGGAAGUGGAGGAGCCUGUGGAUGGGCUGAUGAUGUGAGGUUACCUCCAUUCUCAUCUAUGAUUGCUGCUGGAAAUGCAAAUAUUUUUUUGCAAGGCAAAGGUUGUGGGGAAUGUUAUCAGAUCAAAUGCAGCCGGGAACCUUAUUGCUCCGGAAAUCCAAUUACAGUGACGAUAACCGAUGAAUGCCCGGGUGCAUGUAAUGACGUUCCAUUCCAUUUUGAUCUAAGCGGAGCCGCUUUUGGUGCAAUGGCGAAUCCGGGACAAGCUGACAAUCUUCGUAAUCUUGGCCAAGUUGACAUUCAAUUUCAAAGGGUGCCAUGCAACUAUGGCAGAACUAACAUUGCUUUCAAGAUCGAUGCGGGAACAAACCCUAACUGGUUUGCAACCCGAAUUGAAUUUACGGAAGGAGAUGGUGGACUUCGGUCAGUGGAGAUCGCACCUGCUGGCACACAAGAGUUUGUUCCGAUGAACAAUAUUUGGGGUGCGGUUUGGGUAGCCAACAUUGACUCGUCUUUCAAAGGUCCAUACUCGUUCAGGCUCACAUCUCCAAUAAACGCGGUCGCAGUUGCUAUAAAUGCUGUGCCUAUGGAUUAUGUACCUGGCCAAACUUAUUUCUCAAAUGUAAACUUUUAG
Helianthus annuus (common sunflower) is the source of this 795-nucleotide messenger RNA. Its product is annotated as expansin-B15. The transcript is spliced from 4 exons. Lineage: Eukaryota; Viridiplantae; Streptophyta; Magnoliopsida; Asterales; Asteraceae. Gene Ontology annotation, cellular component: extracellular region. The record is from RefSeq and is a predicted model, not a curated record. Gene Ontology annotation, biological process: sexual reproduction. Bases 1 to 795 code for a protein of 264 amino acids.